CAGCCAGACAGCAUCAAAGACUCCCUUUCUGCCAUUUACACUCAAACUAAGCAAAAAUUUAACAUGCAAUUGCGAUGGGACUAUCCGUUAGAGCCCGCAGUAGGAGCUUGGGGUCCAACCACGUCAAAUCACAAUUUCUGUGAAGAGGACUACAUCAUCACUCCCUACAUUGGUGAAUUCGUCAACACCCUCACAAACAUCAGCUAUGUAAUCUACGGAAUCCACGGUCUACGCCGCGUAUCUCCUAAACCCGAAGGCGGCCUUAUCUCGACGCUCGCUUUCCCUUACUGGGGACUCAUCGGCGUCGGCGUCCUGUCCGCCUGGUUCCACGCCACCCUAAAGUACCACUCGCAGAUGGGCGACGACCUGUCCAUGUUCCUUGCGGUGGGUGCUGUACUACACCAGUUGCUGUGUUUCGACGCCACGCGCGCCCAGCGCCAAAAAUACACGUUGUAUAUCCUGGGCAGCCUGAUACCCAUCUCCAUUUACCACGUGUGGGCCGACGAGAUUAUUAUGCACGAAAUUGCUUUUGCAGCCAUGAUAUUCCUUGUCUCACGUCACACGCGUGCACUUAUCAAGAAGCAAAUUACUAAUGAAGCGGCACGCAAGAAGCUGGGGAGCAUGGCUACGUUUGGUAUCUCUACGGGGCUGUUUGGGUAUUUUCUUUGGAACAUUGAUUUUCAUGCUUGUGGGUAUGUUACGCAGUUUAAGCAUUGGAUUGGACUUCCGUGGGGCUUCUUAUUCGAGUUGCAUGGCUGGUGGCAUAUUUUCACAGCGAUUGCGGCGUAUGUGGGUAUGGCACUCACGGAGUAUCUGGUCACAAUUGAAGAGGGGAAGGCAGGGCACGCGCAGGAGGGGUUUGUCUGGCCGGUUAGGACUGUGUUGAGGGACAUAGAUGCGAUUGAGAGGAAGGGCUUUGAAGGGAAGAAGGGUAUGUAAGCAAGUGGCCUUUUGUGCUAGUAUGGAGAUCGGUGUUGGGGUGAAGUGGAGCGAGCAGAGUAAAUCCGAAGAGGGCCGGGUGUUUUCAUUUCUAACUUGACAUAGAACCAUAGAGAUAGAACGGGAUUUCGUGAGUAAAAUCAUUGCACUAACGAAUGCUUACUUUGCUCAUAACCUACUCUAUUCCGCAC
Bipolaris sorokiniana ND90Pr is the source of this 1130-nucleotide messenger RNA. RefSeq lists its product as uncharacterized. Gene Ontology annotation, biological process: ceramide catabolic process; ceramide biosynthetic process. The transcript has 4 exons. The record is from RefSeq and is a predicted model, not a curated record. Gene Ontology annotation, cellular component: endoplasmic reticulum membrane. Lineage: Eukaryota; Fungi; Ascomycota; Dothideomycetes; Pleosporales; Pleosporaceae. Bases 64 to 939 code for a protein of 291 amino acids.